AUGAGCUAUCCCGAAGAAGCACCAACAGCAGCGACAUAUCCACAACCAUCUUGGUACGACCAAGAUGAUGAAGCUUUACUCACUCAUCUGGACCUGCAAGUGGACCCAAAGCUCACCACUUACUGGGACGAGUUGACUACCGAAGAGCUCCGAAAAAUGCCUGAUGAUGAGCUCGAAUGGACAAGGGGACAGUGGCAAAUUUUUACACGCGCUGAUGGGCUGAACAAUACCACUCUUGAAAUUGACAGUGGCCUUCGCGCGUUUCUCGAAAAUUCAAACGGGGAGUUGAUAGAAGCUUCGGCCGCGUCUGCAACUGGAUCGCUCGAGCAAAGCGUCAGCAGGUAG
Cryptococcus amylolentus CBS 6039 is the source of this 345-nucleotide messenger RNA. RefSeq lists its product as hypothetical. The transcript is spliced from 2 exons. The record is from RefSeq and is a predicted model, not a curated record. Bases 1 to 345 code for a protein of 114 amino acids. NCBI's taxonomy places the organism in Eukaryota, Fungi, Basidiomycota, Tremellomycetes, Tremellales, Cryptococcaceae.